AUGGCGCUAUCAGACAAAGAUGGAACGGGGGACACUGAGUUUCCCUGUCACGGAUUUGUCGGCCAUUUUUUUGUUGAUGACCAGAUCAUUAUUUUUGCGACGAUGGAGCUUCCGACCAACAGCUCUACCUUGUACCAUGUUUGGCAAGACGGGCCCGUCUCUGGUGACAGCCUCGGCAUGCAUGAAAUCUCUGAGAGUCACCUUCAGUCCGUGGGAACUCUGAAUCUUACGUCUGGACAAGCCGUGUCUUCUCAAAGUGGGAAAUCAAAAGCCGUACUGAGGGCUAUUCAUGGAGCUUUGAACACAGUAGGCUGGGGAAUCAUGAUGCCAUUGGGAUUCAUGUGCGCGAGAUAUGUGAAGGCGGUGGGGUCGAGAGCUGAUCCACUGUGCUUUCUACCUUCACGUUUCGAUUCAAACAUCGGCAUAUCUGAUAGGCAUGGCGGGUGGCGCAACUGGGAUCAUUCUGGGCAUCAAGUCUUCUGGGGUUCACCACUCUUGCCAUCUGGGAAUUGGAAUCACUCUGUUUUCUCUCGGGCUACUGCAGGAACUGUUUCCAUGAAAAUUACCAGAAAACCAUUGCAAUUUUUUCCCUCGGUGUCUGCUCUGUUUUGGCGACCUAGGAAGGAGAGCAAGUACAGGUAUAUGUGGAAUGUGUUCCACCAUGUCACUGGAUACAUUGUACUGCUCCUGAGCUUUGCUAACAUAUGGGGAGGAUUCAAAAUUUUGAAGCCUGAAGAGGAGUGGAUGAUUGCUUAUGGUGCUGCGUUUCGAGGAUUGAACCUCAGCAGCCUUCUGUUGGAAGCAUGGAAGAUUGCGAGAGGUGGAAAUAUUGAUCAUGGAGUAGAAGUCUUCUCGAUGGAUCUCACGACUCUUUGGAUAAAUGAGUAA
Thlaspi arvense is the source of this 888-nucleotide messenger RNA. Lineage: Eukaryota; Viridiplantae; Streptophyta; Magnoliopsida; Brassicales; Brassicaceae. The record is from the annotation of a GenBank genome assembly.